AGCCAUCCAGAUUACAUCUUUGAUUUACAGGAGUUUUAUUUUUAUUUACCAUAGAUGAAAUGGCAGGAGCCACGGAUCCCUUGUCCGAUGAAGAUUUGAGGUGGUUCAGCAAUCACGUCGAGCCUUACAACGAGGUAGUCGAAAAAUGGAAAAAAACAAUGCCGAAACGAAUCCUCUUGUUACGGACAUCUUGCCGCACGAUUGAUGACUAUUUCACUAAGUUUCCAGCCUUGAAAGAAGAUUUCGGACAUCAACUGAUCCUGAUGGACUUCAGUAGUCUCCAUCCCGGGAAAGACAAUAUUUUGCUCGAUUCGUGGCAAUCUUUAACUGAAAAUCUUUUGGAUUUGGUUAAAAAGAAGCAACGCGAUAGAACAUAUAAGAAGCACCUUGAAGCGGAUGUUCCUGAGCUAUUAAUGUCAGAUCCUCAGAGUGAUACAGCGAAAUCACUAUUCUGUUUGCUAGCCCUACCGUCUCUCUGCGCAACAAUAAAGUUCCAAAGCAUGAAGUUCUCUCGAAAAGAUGUUAAAGAUAGUUUCGUCCUGUACGUGCCAGUGAAGUCUCAACUGAUGAAGUUGCUGAGGAAGAGGUCUGAGGAGAACCGACGGAACGGCACCAUUUUUCCGAUCCCGGUUUUCGUGGGUGACGUCAAUAAUCCGGAUUGCUACGUCGAAUUCAACGACAAUUUGUACAGCGUCGAUUCUCCGAUCCAAGCAGUGGACGUUGCCUUCAAAAUAUUUUACGCUCUCAACUUGAAGUACCCACCCGCUUGCGAAAUCAUUUGGACGUUGUUUCAGCACUACAUUUUCAAGUUCAGCAUGUCAACCAUCAGACUGAACCCUCAACUGGAGGCGCUGGCCGUUGACCUAGGAAUCAAUUGAGACCACGUCUGGUCCUUAGUCCAUGUUUUUGUUUUAGUGGCGAGGCGUGAAUAAUCGAUUAUCGAUUUAUCUCCAUUUGAAGCUGUGGUAAAUGAUCGAUUGUUGGGGCGUUCGUUGUGAACACCUUGUUUAUCAAUCAUUUUUCAUAGGUUUAACUGGCAGAUCAAUCGAUACAUCGUAAAGCACGCCUCGCUACUAGUUUUUUCUCUUUUUUUCCCGAGAAUAGUCACGUAUAUGUUCAGUUACAAUCUUUUCUCGCUCGCUCCACUCUCGCCUUACUACCUUUCACUUGUCAUCCCAUUUCUUCCAUCUUAUCUGCUGAUUUUUGACAAUGGGAUUUCAAAAAGUGAUCGAAUCCUCCAAAAAUUCAAACAUUUUCACCUGUCAAGGAGAGAGAAACGUGGAUGAGUAUGAAGGGAGAUUGUUGAACAGUGGAAAUGGGAUGUCAUUUUUUAAAACCUCUCCUCCAUAAUGGAGAAGCGUGCAAGUGAGCAAAUACGAGGUUCUUUUUCUAAAGAUUUUUUGUUCAUAAAGAUAACAUUUUAUUAGCUCUAAAAUCAAAACCUCUUAAAUCGACGUUUUAUACUUUAAGGAUUUGAUCAUGUGUAGAUAAACAUCGAUGUAAAAAAUGUCCUAGAAACCUGCUGUAUGAAUUUGUGAAUAUUAUUUCUGUAGAUGAAAAACUGAUCAUAUUUUUACUUGUUUUUUUAAAGUUUUUUGCUCUUAUCAAUGAAUAAAAGUGUCAUUGAAACAUAA
This is a messenger RNA of Bemisia tabaci, 1634 nucleotides long. Lineage: Eukaryota; Metazoa; Arthropoda; Insecta; Hemiptera; Aleyrodidae. The record is from RefSeq and is a predicted model, not a curated record.